UAGUCGUGAAAUGUAGUGAAGAUACGAUUAUUUUGUCAAAAUCAUAAGCGCAUUUGUUGUGUGGUUUAGUACUUAAUGUCCGGAAGAAAAGUCUAGUCAUGCGUAAAGCAUCAUACACUCGUCUCUGCAAGCACAGCAGUAGCUCCAGUGAAGAUGACUCCGAGGAUUCCUUAAGUGAUACUUCGGAGUCACGGAUUAGCAUGGGACGUUGCUCAUCUGCACAGAAACACAUUAAUAAAGGACGUUGGUCAAAAGAUGAGGAUGAAAAAUUAAAGAUUUUGGUUGAAAAACACAGUUCUGAUGAUUGGACAUACAUAGCAAACUUUUUUCCUGAUCGAAACGAGCUACAGUGUCAGCAACGGUGGCAGAAAGUUGUAAGCCCUGAUUUAAUAAAGGGACCAUGGACAAAGGAGGAAGAUGAAAAGGUAGUUGAGUUGGUAAAGAAAUAUGGACCGAAAAAAUGGACUCUUAUUGCAAAGCAUCUGAGGGGACGAAUCGGCAAACAGUGUCGAGAGAGGUGGCAUAAUCAUUUGAACCCAUCUAUCAAAAAGUCAAAAUGGACUGAUGAUGAGGAAAAUAUUAUAUUUCAUGCACACAAACAGUUUGGAAACCAGUGGGCUAAAAUUGCCAAAUUACUGCCUGGAAGGACAGAUAAUGCAAUAAAAAACCACUGGAACUCAACUCUUAAGAAGAAAUUUGAAAAAGUAGAGUCUUUGAAGGAAAAUCCAUAUUGCAGGGGAAAUAUGUCUAAUACAAAUGUGAUCAGUGAAGGUGUUCAAAAGGCCUAUAUUGGGGAAUCGAAUAUCAGUUACCCAUCUACUAAUCAUAUUGGAAACACCUUAGAAAGAACUAGCUAUUGCUCCUCUUCUCAGCAAUCAGUUGAUAGGCAUCAGUUAGAGGAAUUUCAAGGUCUGCAGAAUGCAAAUGGAACAAACUCAAUGCAGAAAUUAAAAUCUCAAGAAAUUUACCCCCCUGAGUACAUGGAAAUUUUGCUCUCCCCUCUGAAAGAGUUUGAUAUGGAAGAAUUGGAAGACACUCCAGGGAAAACAACCGAUGCUGAUACUUUUGAUGGACUUAGUGCUCUUGACCUUCUUAAUGGAAGCAGUGUUACACCAAGCGUCACACCUAUUAAAUUUACAAGUCUCCAGAAAAAAGAUAAUGUUGGUAACAAUGAUAAUGAGGAAGUAGACCAAACAGUAAUCGAAGGAUUAAUCCAUGCAGCUAUUUCUAGCACAUCAAAACAAGUUACUCCACCCAUCUUGCGUAGAGGUAAACGAAGAAAAAAUCAUCCGCUAAUGAACAGUCAGCAAGAUACAAGUUCUUUGUUAGGAGAGUAUUCUCACACUCCAGUAAUAAACACAGAUUCUGAAACAAAAAUGGGUCAGCCAGCAUUUGGUGUAAUUACACAGCAGGCACAGUUAUGUGAAUCUUCUACAGCAGGGCCAGCUUUGCAGUACUGGAAUAUUACUUCUGUGGCUACUGCUUCAACUGCAGUUGAAACCAAACCAUCUGUGUUAAGUUUUCAGAAUGUUUUCUCAGCAGAAGUAUAUGGAAAAUCUAAUUCCCAAUUUCCACUAAUAAAUCAGACAGUAUCAUCUGCAUUUUCAACUAAUCUACCUACUGUUAUGACCAAGACACCAGCCAAGGAAACUCCUAUCAAACAGCUGCCCUUUUCACCAUCUCAGUUCUUGAACAGUCCCAACAUUUCUCGUGGCAUGAACCUGACAUCUACACCUGUGAGCAAUAGAUCUUCCCAUGCCAGUCUUCUACAGGAUUGUCUGCUUUCACAGACUCAACCAGGAAGUAGCCUCCAGACUCCUAAAUCGAGUCGAUUCUUAAGAGAAUCUAUACCCCACACCCCAACACCUUUUAAGGAUGCUCUGGCUGAAAUAGAAAAAAAAAGUGGGCCUCUGAAGCACACACUUCAUUCACCAUCACACCAACUUGAAGAUAUUCAUGAAUUAAUCAAACAAGAGUCAUCCUCUAACUUUAAGCCUCAGUUUAAUGACAUAUCAGCAUUGCCUUUUUCCAGCUACUCACUUAAUGAUAGUGGCUAUUUUACUGUGAAAAGGAAAGAAAACAAAGAGAAUCUUUUUCCAAACAAGAAGAUUUGCAAAGCUCUUCACUCAACCUGGUCCAUUCCUGGAGAAGUUAUAGUUCCUGGACUAGGAACUAGUGUGAAUGAAUCUUUUCCAGUGGACCCAGAAACACCAAGCAAGUCUUUGAUGGGAGAUUUAUCAGUUCUCUUUUCUCCACCAUCUAUAAUUAAGGAAACUUUACCAGAAGAAAGUGAAACAUUUAACAAUGCCUUUAUUGCACCUACUGAUUCAGCCAUUCCAAAACAAAAGCACAAGCUUCACUACUCUCGAAUAGCACAACACGUAAGCUCUGAGGAAACACCUUGCAAAAAAUCUUUACUGAAGCUUGAUAUGAGGUGGGAAAUGGUGGCUUGUGGCAAGACAAAGGACCAAAUAGAAUUGACCGAGCAAGCUCGUCGAUUAAUGGGCAACUUGCGACCUCGGGCACUCAAUCUGUAAAGUCAAAUUGACUCUCUUUUGAUGUCUGAAUGGAGCCUACAGAAUACCAGUGGAUAAAAUCUUCUAACUUAGGUAGCUGCUGAAUUGUAGUUACAUUUUAUGGUAUCAUCCUUAAUAUUGUCAUGGAGACCUUCUGUACUUCUAAAGCAUAGUUAACACUGACUUUCAUGAUGCAGCUUUUGGUGUUUAUAAAGGUUGGAAUUGGGGAGGGGGGGGUGUCAGUAGAAUAUUUAUAGCUUCAUGUAAAAGUGUUUUGUUUAUUGUUCUAACAUAUGCAUGUUUAAGUAUUGGAUUGUAAAUAUUAACCUUUUCAGUUCAGUAACAAGUUGUUAAAAGAAAAAGAAUAUAUAUAUAUAAUGACAAAAAUACUUACCAAAAGAUUAAAUUGAAUUUAGGUUCAGUGUGUAGCAAGUGUUAUUUAUUUUAGAAAAUGUAUAUCAAUUUCUGAUUUCUUCUGAAAAGUGGGUAGUUUUUAAUUGAGGACAACUGUGAUUUGUUUAGGUCUUUAGAUUUUCUUUUCCAGGUGAUAUUUUCUGUAUUAUUAAAUCUGAGUUAAUUACACUUUCAGUUGAUAAAUAUGAUGGAACAAUCAAUAUUUCUGUCCAGUUUUCAGUGGUUAAGAGAAUAAUGUUUAGUGAUGUGGUUUGUGUGUGAUUCUCUUUUUGCUCGUAAGUUUAAGGGUUUAAAACUGAACAAUUAGAUGUGAAUGAAACUUUUUAUGAUGAUAAUUUUUUUUCUGAAUUGAAAAAUAAUUAUAUGGAGAAAAACUGCCUGAGUUCAUAAGAUGUGAAGAACAAACUUACAAGUUCUGAUAUAAUUUUAUCAUAAAUUAUCUCUGUCUACUUGAUUGAAUUCAUUUUAAUGUAUGUGUUCAACUAUGAAUCAUAAGAUCCAGUUGUUUUAAUAUAAUGUUUUCGUAUCACAGAAUAUGUAUAGUGUUUGUGUUUUAUAGAUUGAAAUUACUAGGAAUGACAGCAGUUUGUAUUAGAUCAUGUUGUUUUUUCUGUUAAGAUCAGAAAACUGCUGUUUGUUGAUGACCUCAAGCUUUUUUUUUUUCACAAUUUUAACUGUUAACUAAAAUUACAGUUAUUUUCAAAGAGUCUAUUGCAAGGUUAUACUUAGAACAUUAAUUAAUUUAUCAAAUUUUGAUGUGGAGAGCCCUUCUUUUUUUUCUUCAUCAUCACAGUUGUGCUGGAAAUUAAAGGUUUUUUUUAUAUACCCAGAAGUUUCCAAACAAUAUUGGUAAAAAUGAUCUAAAAAUUAACCCAAAGGCUGGUUGUCUACUGACAUCAAACGUAAUGCAAGAACGAUGCUAAUGUACAUGCUGAACGUUAUUAUUUAAAGAUAUGUAUAUCACUGUAAAUAGGAAAUGAAAAAACUUAAAAAAAAAAACUUUUUGUUCCACCCUGAAGAGUAAGAGUUUUAAAAUAGAUUUUCCUCUUCUAAAUACCUUAAAUUGUAAAGAAUUUGAAGCUUUUUAUUAUUUUAAGAUUUUAAAUGAUUUAACUUUUGUCACUUAUUUGUUACUCACAUGAGUUUAAUUUUGCUUUGUUUGUUUUAAUGUGUAGUUUAGGCUUUUUUUUAUGUAAAAUUAAUUAAGUCAUGUCUUUGUUAGGAAAAAACUGAUACUUAGCAAUUGCAUUCAGACAGAAUCUUUAACAGAAAUUUUAAACGUUGCACAAUUUAAUAUGUACCUGAGGUGUUUAUUAUUCUUAAGAGAUGUAGUCAGUCCUCAUAUGUGGAUCAGUUUGUGUAGGAUCCUUUGUCAAUGUAGAUAGUUUUGUGGUCCCUGUGAUAACAGUAUAACUAGAUUGCAUUCAUUGUAAGCUUUUUGUAAUCGGAUUCUGAUAAAGUUGUGUAAGAUUAAAUUGGCUAGCAGCUUCAAUAAUAAAUUUUUGGAUAACCACCA
This is a messenger RNA of Limulus polyphemus (Atlantic horseshoe crab), 4446 nucleotides long. RefSeq names its product myb-related protein A-like. NCBI's taxonomy places the organism in Eukaryota, Metazoa, Arthropoda, Merostomata, Xiphosura, Limulidae. The record is from RefSeq and is a predicted model, not a curated record. Gene Ontology annotation, biological process: regulation of DNA-templated transcription. Gene Ontology annotation, cellular component: nucleus. The transcript is spliced from 19 exons. Gene Ontology annotation, molecular function: RNA polymerase II cis-regulatory region sequence-specific DNA binding; DNA-binding transcription factor activity, RNA polymerase II-specific. The coding region runs from base 99 to 2537 and encodes 812 amino acids.